AUGCCUACUUGCUGGGCAUUCGGGCCUUUGGCUGCUAUUGAGGCAGCUUACCAACUAAUUACAGGGAAGCUACUAAAAUUUUCAGAACAAGAAAUCGUGAACCACUAUUGGUCAGCAGCGAGCAAACGUGAAAAACGCUUAAUGAGAAACAUAGGAUAUUAUUCUGAGCUAACGUUUGAGUAUCUUAUAAGUAAAGGAAAAAUUUCACUGGCUGCCGAUUACCGGUACAAAACAGCGUUUGGGAAAUGCAAGAGGCUAGAUGCUAGAAAACUUGUGGAUCCUCUAGUACGAGGGUACAUUCAAGUUCCGAAUGAUGAAGUUGCACUUCAGAUUGCAGUGGCCACUCAACCGGUCACCGUUGCGCUUGAAAUUGAUGAGGUGUACAACAAUUACAAUCCGGAGUGCGUUAAUGAUGAACGACCAGCAGCCUCGCCGUCAACUAAUCAAGUCAUUGAUUAA
This is a messenger RNA of Helianthus annuus (common sunflower), 459 nucleotides long. Its product is annotated as probable cysteine protease RDL6. NCBI's taxonomy places the organism in Eukaryota, Viridiplantae, Streptophyta, Magnoliopsida, Asterales, Asteraceae. Gene Ontology annotation, cellular component: lysosome. Gene Ontology annotation, molecular function: cysteine-type endopeptidase activity. The transcript has 2 exons. The record is from RefSeq and is a predicted model, not a curated record. The coding region runs from base 1 to 459 and encodes 152 amino acids.